Messenger RNA from Zingiber officinale, 4671 nucleotides. Its product is annotated as switch 2-like. Lineage: Eukaryota; Viridiplantae; Streptophyta; Magnoliopsida; Zingiberales; Zingiberaceae. The record is from RefSeq and is a predicted model, not a curated record. The coding region runs from base 44 to 2695 and encodes 883 amino acids. The transcript has 10 exons. Gene Ontology annotation, molecular function: ATP binding; ATP-dependent chromatin remodeler activity.
UUGGGUGAAAUCGCAUGAUUAGGAAAGAAUAGGCAACGAGACCAUGUCGCUGAACCGCUUAAAGGAAACCCUCCGACCCUGCUCCAACUCCCCUUCCUCCGCCACUGCCACCGACACAGCCGGAGCCGCCCUCGCUUCCUCCUCGUCCGCCUCCUCUUGGGAAUCUCCGUCCGAAGCCCCUCCUUCGAGGAAGCCACCCAAAUCCUCCCUCUCGCAGCAACUGCAACGCCUCGAUGCGCAGUCUCUCUCCGAGGGCUUCCAAUUCCGUCCACCAAAACCACCCUUUGAAGAAGAGAAACCAGCGGCGGAGGAUGAGGAGGAGAGUGGAGGCGUUCCAGUCACCGUCAGAUUGCCGCGUGAUGCGCUCCUUUCGCAGUCUGCCUCCUUUGAGGCUCGAGGGCCCUACGAACCUUUGGUUCUCUCCUCUCCCGGAGAAACUCAUGUUGUUCAGGUUCCUGCAUCAAUCAAUUGUAGGCUCCUAGCACAUCAAAGUGAUGGCAUUAGAUUUUUGUACAAUUUGUACAAAAGCAAUCAUGGUGGUGUACUUGGAGAUGACAUGGGGCUGGGGAAAACCAUCCAGGUUAUAGCUUUUCUUGCAGCUGUAACUGGUAAAGACAAUGAGCACAGAGCUGAUAAGGUGUAUCAUGCUGUGGAAAAAGGCCCUAUAUUAAUCAUCUGUCCCACUUCAAUUAUUCAGAACUGGGAAAAUGAGUUAUCUGAAUGGGGAGAUUUCAGUGUUUCAGUUUAUCAUGGACCAAAUAGAGAGUUAAUUCUUGAGAAGCUUAAAACUCAUGGUACUGAGAUACUUGUAACUAGCUUUGACACUUUCAGAAUUCAUGAUAAGAUUUUAUGUGAAGUCCCAUGGAAUAUUGUUAUUGUUGAUGAAGCGCAUAAGCUGAAAAAUGAAAAAUCACGAUUAUAUAGGGCAUGCUUAGGAAUAAAAACAAGAAAAAGAUUUGGUCUAACUGGAACUAUAAUGCAAAACAGGAUAUUGGAGCUUUUUAAUCUGUUUGAUUGGGUUGCACCUGGGUGCUUAGGAACAUGGGAACACUUUCGUGAUUUCUAUGAUGAGCCUUUAAAACAUGGUCAGAGGUUAAGUGCUCCUGAAAGAUACAUUCACAUUGCUGAUGAACGGAAGAAACAUCUUGUCGCUGUUCUGCGUAAGUACUUGUUAAGAAGGACUAAAGAGGAGACAAUAGGACAUUUAAUGUUAGGGAAAGAAGAUAAUGUUGUCUUCUGUGCAAUGAGUGACUUGCAAAAGCGAGUUUAUAAGAGGAUGCUGGAACAACCUGAUGUCCAAUCUUUAAUAAACAAGGAUCUGCCUUGUAGCUGUGGCAGUCCUUUAACUCAGGUUGAAUGCUGUGAGAAGACAGUCCCAGACGGCAUCAUGUGGUCUUAUUUGCAUAGAGAGAAUCCUGAAGGCUGUGAUUCUUGCCCUUUCUGCCUAGUUCUUCCCUGCCUUAUCAAGCUACAGCAGAUAAGCAACCAUUUGGAGUUGAUAAAGCCUAAUCCCAAGGAUGAUCUUGAGAAGCAAAAGAAGGAUGCAGAAUUAGCAUCUGUUAUCUUUGGUGCUGAUGUUGACUUAGUUGGUGGCAAUGCUCAGAAUGAAAAUUUCAUGGGGCUUAGUGAUGUUGAACAUUGUGGAAAAAUGCGAGCAUUGGAAAAGCUAUUAUUUUCUUGGAUUACAAAGGGUGACAAGAUUCUACUUUUUAGCUAUUCUGUCAGGAUGCUGGACAUACUGGAGAAGUUUCUCAUAAGAAAAGGAUAUUGCUUUUCCAGGCUAGAUGGUUCAACUCCAAUGAGCUUAAGACAGUCACUUGUUGAUGAAUUUAAUAAAAGUCCUAGUAAACAGGUAUUUCUGAUAUCUACUCGGGCUGGAGGUUUAGGUCUGAAUCUGGUCAGUGCUAACCGUGUGGUUAUUUUUGAUCCCAACUGGAAUCCUGCACAAGACUUGCAGGCUCAGGACAGAUCAUUUCGUUAUGGUCAGAAGCGGCAUGUUACAGUUUGCCGUCUUCUUGCUGCUGGUUCCCUUGAAGAGCUUGUCUAUUCUCGCCAAAUUUAUAAACAGCAGCUUUCAAACAUUGCUGUCUCUGGGAAGAUGGAAAAACGUUACUUCCAAGGUGUCCAGGAUUGCAAAGAAUUCCAGGGCGAGUUAUUUGGAAUCUGCAACCUCUUCCAUGAUCUCUCUGAUAAGCUUUUCACGAGUGAGAUAAUUGAAAUGCAUGAGAAAGGAGGUCAACACUUCGAUACUCAGAACAAACCACUUCUUCAAGAAAUUGAUGACUAUGUUCCUCCAACAAGUGAAAUACUAUCUCAUGACACAUUGAAUGAUGGUGCAACAGUCUUUGAAAACACAAGGAAGCUUCAGGACCUAGGCAUAGUAUAUGCUCACCGUAACGAGGAUAUUGUAAACAUGGGACCUGGGCUUUUGGGAAACAAUUGUACCACAAGUACGAAGGAAGACUCUGCCGACACGACUUUACCAAAGACACAAGCUAAUAACUCGAAAAGGAUCCAUAGGGUGGAUGUCUCUGCUGAACAGUUCAAGAGGAAUGAGUUUAGACACGUUGCUCACUACAUGGGCAUGGAUUGCCUGGAAUUCAGCAAGUGGAUACUCUCUGCAUCACCUUCAAAGAGGCUUGAAGUGUUAGAGAGUUUUAACAAGAAAAAGAAGCGCAGACAACUUGACUAUUAAGCCGUGCAAUUUGUCACCUGUACAUAGCGCGUCAACAUUACAAGAAGGAAAUCAGAUGUGAUGAGCAAGGCAACGGAUUUGAUAAACCACAUACCAAAUGGACUCCCUCAUAUCGCUUGUUUUGAGUUGUCAGGUUGUUGUUACCCGAAGAAACAAGUACUUUGUCAUCAUCAUCGAGCAUUAGGCAUUGAGAGGCUCUAGCAACAUGGCUUAGCCACCGCCACCAUCUAGUAUUUCUUUCCGAAGACGAUCACUUGGAGCUUAUCGUAACCGGCUAGAACGCCGGCACUGGCCACUGCUCGGAGUAUGUUUGCACCACCACCCUUGAAGAGGGACUUCGUUCCCUCAUUCUUUACAAUCUGUGAGUAUGCAUCGAAAGAGCUCCGGUACUUGACAGCCUCACCGGAAGUCAUCAUCAUCCGUCGACGAACAGUGUCCAUCGGGUAGGAAGAAAGACUAGCGCCGACAGUAACUCCCCAUCCAAGAAAGAAACUCGCCAAGAAGUUAUCCUUUAAAUGCCAAACAACAUCACUCGUUCAACACUUGAUCAUCUAACUAAAACAUGAGCAUGGCAAGCACUAACUGACCUGCAAGGAACCAACCAACAGAACCGGUUUCAAAGAGUCAUAGAGACCGAAGUAGAGCCCUCGAUAAACGAUGAUGCCGGCAAUGGAGACACAGAAGCCACGGUACAGUCCAGCGACUCCAUCAGACUGUAUGGUUUUUCUGUAAACAUCAAUCAGGCCAGUGAACUGCCUCUCACCCCCCUUCUUGGUAGCCUUGGCAUCGUUCGCCAACCGGGUCCUUGCAUAAUCCAACGAGUACACAAAGAUUUGUGAGGUAGCACCGGCUGCACCCCCAGAAGCCAAAUUGCCCGCGAACCAUUUCCAGUAUCCAUCCCUAUCCUUCUUGAAGUUGAACAUCCGCUUGAAGUGGUCCUUGAAAGCAAAGUUCAGUGCCUGAGGUGGUGAUCAGCAAAACAACAGUCAAUGGCAAUGACAACCACUUUAAAGGAAAGGAAAAGAAAGAAAAGGAGGAGGAGGAGAAGCUUCAACCUGGGUAGGGAAAUAUCGAAUGACAUUUACAGUGUUUCCUCGCCACAGUGCAAGAACACCUUCUUCUCUGGCAGUUCGAGAGAAGCAGUCUGCAAUCCCCUUGUAUGGCUCUGAGAGGCGGCCAGCUUUGAUCAGCUCGUCUUGGUUCUGGACGAGGAGCUUCACGCGCUCAAUUGGAGCAGCCGCGCUUUUGGAAAUGGCAGCAGAGACUCCGCCCAUUAGGAAAUCUAUAAGAAAUCUGGAGUAACCUUUCUCCUCUGGAGCACAAGCAGAGGUCGGGGUAAAAGGCCUGAGAUAUGAUCUCCCAACUGUGCUCUGCAAGUCAUAAGCUCCGAUGAGGUUGUAGAUGCUGCUAUUUCUGCCUGGUAAACCACCAGAACAUGGUUUCUGUGUGAUGGAUCGACGGUGCAAUUCAUUUUCCAUCUUCACCUGCUGUGCCGCACAAAACAGAGCAGCCGAAUUGAACUGGCUGCAAAGAUCUCGACUUGGCCAGAAACAGGAAUUCGUUUACUAAAUAGGCGAAGGAGAGAUUGACGAAGCAGCCGCCUGCUUGCGCGAUCGAUGUGUGAAUCAGACUGGAGGAAGGAUGGACCAAGCAAGGAACUUGGAAGGUUGACCGUCAACCGAGGACUUGAACAAUGAAUUAACCAUAUUCCUGAUCAUUUUCCAGUAGAUGAAGAUGGAGGGAUAGAGGAAGACGCAAUCUUUGCAAUAGAUUAUUGUUGAUUGAAAAAAAAAUGGUCUAGAAUCUGUGCCACUUCAUGAUUUGGUUGACUCUUCCAUUGGCUCCCAUGAUCUCCUCAUUUCGAGGGAGGUGCAUGUUAGUUUGGCGAGGUUUGACAUUGUGGAAAACAAAAGCAGAUACGGCAACAUGUAAAACAAAACAGAUGCAUGCAUGAUGCAGCAGCCUUUCUUGGACCA